Molecule: messenger RNA, 174 nt
Organism: Blumeria graminis f. sp. triticale
Lineage: Eukaryota; Fungi; Ascomycota; Leotiomycetes; Helotiales; Erysiphaceae
Source: the annotation of a GenBank genome assembly
AUGCACUUUUCCAACAUUGCCAUCAUUUUGCAAUGUGCCGCUUUGUUUGUACUAACCCUUGCUAUCUACAAAUUAUCUCAUGCAAAUGAGAUGGAUAAAAAAUUUAAGUGUCACAAUAGAGUUAUUGAAGUAUGUGUUGGAAUUACUACGGUGUGGCUUCACGAUCGAUCGUAA